Messenger RNA from Linepithema humile (Argentine ant), 3012 nucleotides. NCBI's taxonomy places the organism in Eukaryota, Metazoa, Arthropoda, Insecta, Hymenoptera, Formicidae. The record is from RefSeq and is a predicted model, not a curated record.
AGUUGUCAAGUGGUCAUGGUUAUUCUGUCUCGCACGUUUAUCUAAAUGGAAAAAUAAUAAUAAUAUACAUAGCAGGCGAUGCUUCUCUGUUUCUCUAUCGGUUUUCUGUCUCACAAACAAGCUCGGCUGGCUUUAUGGCGGUGCUCAUUCCAGUAUGUUAGAGUCCACCGUAUACAUCGCUGGAUUUAUAGCCGCUGCGUCGCGCAUGCGUGGAGAAAAGCGUCCAGUCUAUCAUACGCAAGAAAGACCGUUGUCUCGAGCGUCGUCGAAGUAGUGUACGCUUGGAAUAAUUCGAAUUAUUUAUACAUAUAAGAUGGUAGAAUCGGAUCGCAGUGAAGCUGAUGAGGGAAGUAUGGAUACAUUAGAACUGUCAUCAGAUUCCAUCGAUUCCGCCAUAAAGAAGAAGAGGCCAAGAAUGGAAGAAAACGUAGAUAAAUCAGAACUGUCAUUAGAUUCCAUGGAUUUCCCCAUAAAAAAGAAGUCAAAAAUGGAGGAUUGUGUGGAUGAAGCAAAAGAUUUAUCCAGUAAAAGAUCUGAGAUAUUAAAGGAAAAUAACGAUGAAGCUAUUUCAGAUAAGAAUAGUACAGAUGAGUACAAUACAAAAAAGGAAAAGCACAUAAUACAUUCAGAAAAUGGUCAAAAUGAAACAUCUCUGUGCAAAUCAAAUGAAAUGAAAGAAGGAAAGAAACUUAAGAAGUUAGUAAAACAGGAAAAUAAAAAUAAAAGUUCUUUGAAUAUGGAUGAAGAUUCUGCUGAAAUAAAGAUUAAUGAUAAAGAUGUAGAAGAUGAGGCGAAACCAUUCAAAGAACUUGUUGAAGACACAACUGUAAUUUCUAUUGCUGAAAAAAAAAAAAAAAAAGAAUGCAAGAAAGAAGAGGAAGAAGAUGAUGCAGCUGAAGAGAAAGAAGAGGAAGAAAAUGAUGCAGCUGAAGAGAAAGAAGAGGAAGAAGAUGAUGCAGCUGUAAUUGAAGAACAAGAAGAUAAGAAAAAUGGAAUAAAAAAGGAACAUAUUAUCAAGAGUGACACCACGGAUACGGAAGUAGUGGACGGAUUGGAGCUUUCAGUGGAAUGCGCGAGUGAAAAAGAAGAACCGAGUUCUGAGAACGAAGAUGAGAAAGAUGCAAAACCACGACCAAAGACAAUAAUCGUUAAAGCUGAACCAAACAAGUCAGAAUUGGAAUGUAGUUCAUCAGAAGAAGAAAACGAUUCGCAAGAAGCCACUGACAUACCGGAGAAUAAAUCAGAAAGAAAGAAGAGAAGAGGUGCGCGAACAAGUUUCAAUAAAAUAAAGGGUUCCGGAUCUGAGGACAGCCGGAAUAACAAUUCCGAUGAAGAUUACAGUCCACGGAUGAAAAGAAAAAUGAAGAAAUCUCCGGCGGUGGGGAGAUCGACGAAACGCUUAGUGGAAUCGAGAAGAGGACGAAAUGGAAAUGGAAAAAAGAAUUCUUACAAAAAAGGCACUCAAUAUACGUCUGAUGAUAAAAAUGCGGACACGACUUUAGCGGAGAAAGCUGACAAAUUGGCGAAAAAUGAGAUGGAAGAGAAAUUGUCGGAGAAGGAAUUGUCGGAGAAGGAAUCUUCGGCGGAUAAGAGUGAAAGUGAUAAUAAUUCCGAAGAUGAAGAGAGACCCACAAAGGGUAAAAGAACAAGUCGCAGUAAUGUUAAGCAAAAGGACAACAAGCAAAUACAAAGAUUAAAGAGAUACUUAAGCAUAGCUGGUGUGAGAAUCAAGUAUAAUGCUUUGACCGAUUGUAAAAAUAACGCGUCACGAAUUAGGCACCUGAAAGAAUUGUUGGAGAAAAAUGGUGUUAAUGGAAGGCCAACGUUGGAAAAAUGUAAGCGAGCUAGAGAAGAGAAUGAAAGAAUGCGGGAAGCAUCCGAAUUAGAUGUGUCCAAUAUUAUAUCCGAAGGACGUGUUACGCGCGCACGAAGGAAUAUGGAUAACGGAAGAAAAGCAAUAUCUUCAGAUACACCGCCGCGACACCGAGAGGCUCGCAAUUCGUUCAAGCGAAUUCAAACUGUUAUUGAUAGCGAUUCAGAGUAAAGUACAGAAUAUUUGUAACAAAUCCGCGAUUAUUGAAAAAUACAAAGUCUUCUUAAGUUCUAAGUAAGCGCCUCAAGGCUUCCUAAUAUUGCAUUUGUGUGUGUUAUGUUUGUAUUAUUUAAGUUUUCAUAUAUCGUGAACACAAUUAUUUUCUUCGAUAAUGUCUCCAUGAAUUAAAGUAAUAUGAUAUUUACGAUAUUAAUUAGAAAGAUGAGAGACUUAUCAAUUCGCUUAUUUUUAAUUAUAAUCAAGAUAAAUCGCUAUGUAAAAGAUUGAUAUAGAAGUUUUGAAAGCUUCAAAAACAGUUGCGUCUGGCAUGAACAAUGAUACAUUUCAGCGUGUAUAAAAAUAUAAAGAGAAAACUAAAGUUGGAACAAAGAUAGAUGAAAUUGUAAAGAAAAGGUUUGCUUAAAAGAUGUUAAUUUUUAUAGUAUCAAGAAUUUAAUUGUAAUAUAUAAAUAUACAUUGCGUAUAUAUAUGCAUUGUGUAUAUGAAUAAUUGUAAUUAAUUAUGUAAUUUGCUUUUCAUUAAGCCUAUACACAACAACUUCAGGAAAUGUUAGGAACACGAUAAUUAAGAAUGACCUUAAAAAUAUCGAUCACAAAAUCUAUCUUCUAUUUUCAUACUUGUAAAUUGUGCAAAAGUUUAUUCAAAUCGACUCUUAACGUUAGAAUAACCGUGCAUCAGCAGAAAAGUUACAAAAUUCGUUUCAAUUGCACGAGAUUAUACAAGCGUAACUGUUUUAUAUAAAAAUUCUAUAUUUGUUUUAAUAAUAUUGAUACAUUUAUUAUUGUUCAAAUAUUUAUCGAUUUAUUUCAAUUUUAAUACAUUUAUUGUUCAAACAUUUUGUGUUUCGUAUAAUAUGUACGUAGAAAAUAUAUCUUAAGUAUAAAGUGUAAUAUUUUUAAAAUAUGUAUACACACGUAUAUUAUGUUCAUUAUAAUUUGUGAAUUAUAUCUUCUUUUCAU